GUAGCUCUCUUGACAGGUGGCGCCUCGAGCGCUGAAUUAUCGGACUUUUUUUCUAGCAAAUAUGUUAAUGUAGUAGUAGUACAGCAAAUCGUAGUGUAUAUGUAAUUUUACAAUGAUAUAUUUUUUAUACGAAUAAAUUGACGUCUCGUAAAUGAGAUUCAAAUAAUAAACUCGGGUCUUUCUCCAUCUUCUGAUACGGUUAUUAUCUCGUUUCAGUCGAAGGACAGAUAAGAGAUAAUUUAUGAAGUAAUUAACCUUGCAUUUUCGUAUCUCGCUAAAAUUGUUAUCGGCGUUAUAAUAUGACUGCAUCAUCGAAUACCGAUGCUGAAAAAGAAAUUGAAGAUCCUGUCGAGCGGAUGCUAAAAAGGACCGGUUGCAUGGAAUUGCAUUAUCAAGUUCAAGAAUGUAUAGCUGAGCACCAAGAUUGGAGGAAGUGUCAAAAUGAAGUAAAAAAGUUUAAAGAGUGUAUGGCUGAACACACAAAGCGGCAAGAUUUAAAAUAAUAAUAAGUAUCUAUAAUUUAAAAAUGUGGUUGAUAAAUAG
Molecule: messenger RNA, 543 nt
Organism: Nylanderia fulva
Lineage: Eukaryota; Metazoa; Arthropoda; Insecta; Hymenoptera; Formicidae
Biological process (GO): mitochondrial respiratory chain complex IV assembly
Cellular component (GO): mitochondrial intermembrane space
Source: RefSeq, a predicted model, not a curated record